Messenger RNA from Dimorphilus gyrociliatus, 1383 nucleotides. The record is from the annotation of a GenBank genome assembly. Lineage: Eukaryota; Metazoa; Annelida; Polychaeta; Dinophilidae.
ACUCAUUUCGGUGUUAGAGCUGUGAGGAAGAUGAAUAAAGGAGAAGAAAUUAACGAAAGAAAACCCCUUUUGGGUGAAAAAACACAAAAGAAACGUUCUUGGAGGACGUCAAAAUUCUUAGUAAUAAUUGUUGUAUUUAUUGCUAUGAUGAUUGAAUUAAUCAUGUUGACUACUUUAGAACCAUUACUUCCUGAUCUCCUUUACCGAAUUCAUCAUAACGAUACCUCCAUGCUCGUCGUCGAUGGGUCUGUUAAUUAUACCUUCUUAGCCACAACCGUCGAAGGAGGUAUUAUAAUUGGUGCCAAACCUGGAGUUGAAAUGAUUAUUAAUUUCUUCGUUGGACCUUUCGUUGAUAGAGUUGGUCAUAAAUGGCCAAUGGUUUUUGGAUGUUUCGGAAAUGUGGCAGCUACUUUAGGUUUUGCUUUCGCCGGGAAAUUUAUAUAUUUAUUAAUAGCUAGAAUUGUUCAAGCUAUUGGUUCAAGUAUGUCUGUAAUAUCAGCUUUUGCCCUUCUCUCACAUUCGUUUGAAGAAGGACCCGAAAGAGAUAGAAUGAACUCUAUUGCUAUGCUUGGUCUAUCCGUUGGAAUGUUCAUUGGUUUUCCUUUUGGAAGUACAGUAUAUUAUUUCCUUGGAAGGAUAGUACCAUUCGCAAUAAUUGCAAGUUUUAUGUUAAUUGAUGGAGCUCUUAGAUUACUUGUAAAAGCUCCAUCACAUUCUAGUGCAAGCGAAAGCCGUACAGAAAAAACGGAGAAGAAAGGAUUAAAGCACUAUCUACUCGUUUGCUUAGAUCCGUAUUUAUUCUUAAUUUUACUUUGUAAUAUACUAAUAAAUGUUGGUCUUGGGGUUAUUGUUGGUACCGAACCAGCUUGGCUUAAGGAGACUAUACGUCUAAAGCAAUGGGUUGUUGGUAUGGUGUUGGUCGGUGGAUCUUUAUUACAAAUAACAGCUCAGUUAAUUGCAACUUAUUUAAUGAUUUACAUCCAUAAAAGUACUAUUCUCUUCUUUGGAAUGAUCAUAAUGGGUCUUGGAACUGGAUUUUAUCCAUUUUGCCAUUUGUUAUGGCAUGUUAUUCUUACCGAAAUGCUUAUGAGAGUUGGCUUCGGACUCACAUUAUGCGUGAUCAGUCCUCUUUUAGCUAAUGUUGCCGAUAACCGCCAUCAGUCUGCGUACGGCUCUGUGUUUGGGUUGUACGGAGCGUCUUACAAUUUAGGUUUGGCUGUUGGACCAAUAACGGGUGGAAUUUUACUACACGUUAUUGGCUUUAGCUGGCUGUACUGGUCGACCGCAAUUUGUAUUGCGGCUGCAUCAUUUUUGUCUUUGCCUUUGAGAAAUUUGAUCAAGUUCGAAAAAGUACGUGGAAAAGAAUUGUUUAAAAGCGAAUGA